This is a messenger RNA of Pristis pectinata (smalltooth sawfish), 3911 nucleotides long. It is a transcript of the gene prkg1b, whose product is annotated as protein kinase cGMP-dependent 1b. The record is from RefSeq and is a predicted model, not a curated record. Bases 210 to 2270 code for a protein of 686 amino acids. Gene Ontology annotation, molecular function: cGMP-dependent protein kinase activity; ATP binding. The transcript has 18 exons. NCBI's taxonomy places the organism in Eukaryota, Metazoa, Chordata, Chondrichthyes, Rhinopristiformes, Pristidae. Gene Ontology annotation, biological process: protein phosphorylation.
CUCCCCGGUCGGCUUCUCGGCGAAAGUUUUGUCUCAGCGUAUCUCGUUUUUAUCCUCUCUGUAUUCGCGCCAAUAAGAAGGGAGCGUUCGGACACGCCCCGGAGUUGGGCAGAUUCCCUCAGCGCCCCGUCCCCUUCCCCUCCCCGUAAAGUUUGCCCAAAAGUCAGGGGAGACUUUGGGAAGUUGGGCGGCUCGCUCCCGGGAUUACCAUGGGCACGCUGCGGGAUCUGCAGUACGCCUUGCAGGAGAAGAUAGAGGAGCUGAGGCAGCGGGAUGCCCUGAUCGACGAGCUGGAACUGGAGCUGGAUCAGAAGGACGACCUCAUUCAGAGGUUGCAGAACGAGCUGGACAAGUACCGGUCUGUCAUCAAACCCGCCAGCAAGCAAGCCCCGAACCAAGCCCCGAGCUGCCUGCAGGAACAGCACCGGACCAAACGGCAGGCCAUCUCGGCCGAGCCCACCGCGUUCGACAUCCAGGACCUCAGCCACGUUACUCUGCCCUCCCACCAGAAAACUCCACAGUCUAAAGAACUGAUUAAGGAAGCCAUCCUGGACAAUGACUUCAUGAAAAAUCUGGAGUUAUCCCAGAUUCAGGAGAUUGUAGACUGCAUGUACCCAGUGGAAUAUGGGAAGGACAGUUGCAUCAUCAAAGAGGGUGAUGUGGGCUCUCUGGUUUAUGUUAUGGAAGAAGGCAAAGUUGAAGUGACGAAAGAAGGAGUUAAGCUCUGCACCAUGGGACCAGGCAAGGUGUUUGGUGAGCUGGCCAUUCUGUACAACUGCACCAGGACUGCCACAGUGAAAACUCUUACAAAUGUAAAGCUCUGGGCCAUCGAUCGACCAUGUUUUCAGACUAUAAUGAUGAGGACAGGACUAAUCAAGCAUGCCGAGUAUAUGGAAUUUCUAAAGAGUGUUCCAACAUUCCAAAACAUUUCAGAAGAAAUACUCAGCAAGCUAGCCGAUGUUCUUGAAGAGACUUAUUAUGAAGAUGGGGAGUACAUCAUUAGACAGGGAGCCCGAGGAGACACUUUCUUCAUAAUUAGCAAAGGGAAGGUGAAUGUAACACGGGAAGAGUCAUCAAAUGAAGAAGCUGUGUUUCUUCGCACAUUAGGGAAGGGGGAUUGGUUUGGAGAAAAGGCUCUUCAGGGGGAGGACGUGAGGACAGCUAAUGUAAUUGCAGCUGAAACAGUAACCUGCCUUGUAAUUGACAGAGACUCAUUCAAACACCUAAUUGGAGGUCUGGAAGAUGUUUCCAACAAAGCUUAUGAAGAUGCUGAAGCUAAAGCUAAAUAUGAAGCAGAAUCUGCCUUCUUCUCAAACCUGAAGCUAUGUGAUUUUAACAUCAUCGACACGCUGGGAGUUGGGGGAUUUGGAAGAGUUGAACUGGUUCAAUUAAAGAGUGAGGAGUCCAAAACUUUUGCAAUGAAGAUCCUGAAAAAGCGACACAUCGUAGACACACGACAACAGGAGCACAUACGGUCAGAGAAACAAAUCAUGCAGGAAGCUCAUUCAGACUUCAUUGUGAGGCUGUACAGGACGUUCAAGGACAGUAAAUACUUAUACAUGUUAAUGGAGGCCUGCCUGGGGGGAGAGCUGUGGACUAUUCUCAGGGACAGAGGUUCAUUCGAUGAUGCCACUACUCGAUUUUACACAGCCUGUGUGGUAGAAGCCUUUGCCUAUUUGCAUUUCAAAGGAAUUAUUUACAGGGACCUCAAACCAGAGAACCUAAUCCUUGAUCACCGGGGUUAUGCUAAACUGGUGGACUUUGGAUUUGCCAAGAAAAUAGGGUUUGGAAAGAAAACAUGGACAUUCUGUGGGACUCCAGAGUAUGUGGCUCCAGAAAUCAUCUUGAACAAAGGUCAUGACAUAUCAGCUGAUUACUGGUCACUUGGAAUCCUUAUGUAUGAACUCCUAACUGGCAGUCCGCCAUUCUCAGGGCCUGAUCCCAUGAAAACAUACAACAUCAUCCUUCGUGGGAUUGACAUGAUUGAAUUUCCAAAGAAAAUUACUAAAAAUGCUGCUAACCUCAUCAAGAAACUAUGCAGGGACAAUCCAUCAGAAAGACUUGGGAAUUUGAAAAAUGGAGUUAAAGACAUUCAAAAACACAAAUGGUUUGAAGGUUUUAACUGGGAUGGAUUAAGGAAAGGCACUUUAACACCUCCAAUCGUACCUAAUGUGACAUCUCCAACAGACACAAGCAACUUUGACAGUUUCCCUGAAGAUAAUGAUGACCCACCUCCUGACGAUAACUCUGGAUGGGACGCAGAUUUCUGAGUCUGUUUCUUCAAACUUGCUUCUGCCUUGCCUAGGACAGCAUCUUUGUUAAAGGAAAAAGAAAAGACUGCCAGCAAGUGGAAAGGAAAGAAGAAGGAUUAGUGCUCUGGGUCACCAAGAUGCCUUGACUGAUGCCUGAUACAGUGCUGAUGGUGGCAUUGGGAACUCUGCCGUUAGAUAAUUGCAGUGGUGUUCUUUGAGAAGCACUCUUUAGGUUCGGAUCUGAAAUUAGCGACUUAGAGGGUGGUCAUAGAGCAACUUGAUUUAUUUGCGCACAUAUAAGGCUUUCCCUUCACUGAGGUGAAUAGUGCUUCGCUCCAAAGGCAAAUCAAUAAUGAAAAGGUAAAAAUGGAUUGUUUGUAAACAGUUGAACUUAACCUAAGUCAAGAUUUUUCUUUUUUAAUUAAAAUGAAAAGACAAAUGCAGUUAUUUAUUCAGGGGAUUUUUAUUCAAGGGACUAUUUUAGUUGCUAUGGAAACGAAUUUAGUGGGAGACUAUCGUCAGUGCACAGGACCCUGUAUGUGACAGGUCAGUGUGCAUGUGUAUCCCCCACCUCUCCCAGAAAAGGACCUGUAAAACUAUUGGUCAACCACCUUUCAUGUUCAGUCAGUGCUGUAACUUUAUGGGCUUUAAUCAUUUGUAGUCUAAAUGUUACCUUGUGUUUCAGCGAUAUAAUUAAAAGUGUUGUAUUUUUCCACACAAUGCACAACUGUCAAUGCAGUCAGGACUAGUUCUCCACCUCUCCUGACAAUUCACCCUGACUGCCCCAACCUGCACCCUAAGCACCCUGCUGUGGUUGUCUGAACAAUCAAAUGAAUAUUUGGUGGUAUCCCAUAUUUUGAAGUUAAUUCAUUUCUUGUAUAAGGCAAAUACAUUAUUCUGUGUUGCAAUGUGAAACUAGUAGAAAUACUAAAGCUCAAAUACUGCCUCUGAAUAAUAUAAUUUUUGUUUGACAUGCUACUGGACUUAAACGCUAGCUGAAAACUAUGGGCUUCUGAACAUAGUCAACAAAUGUUUACAUAAUUGUCUAUGGAAACUGUGUUCAAUAACUUGUUUUUUUUCCUCAAACAGUAAGAGUUCUGCGUGAGGCUUGUUAAAAUAGCAGUUUUCUUUAUUUAAAUUUUCUUGAAUAGAAUUCAGACCACUUACCCACUUAGCAGCUUCGCAUAAAUUUUAUGUAAGCUGGGGGUUGGAGUUCACACUGGGUCUGAACAAUUUUCACCCUGGCCAGGGCAGUGUGCUGCAGGGCUGGGAUGAGAUGGGGUUGCAAGAUGGUGGGAGGAGAGUACAAAGACACAGGCCCCAUCCAAAAAAAUCAUUAAUCAUAUUGAAUAUGAUUGUCUGUAUUUGUAUAAUGUGUGUCUGUGUAAAUGUUCCUCCAAAAGAGAUCAAAUUUAAAGUCCUGCACACAGCCUUAAUUAGCCAGUAUUUAUUUCUCAAUUAACGUCUCCAAACAGUUCACUGCUGGUUGUGGGACCAUGCUCUGCACAAAUUGAUUUCUCCUACAUUCCAACAGUGACUAAGUGUGUAUUUAAAGAAGUUAAUUGGCUGUAAAAUGCUUUGAGACAUCUGUGGAUGUUAAAGUUACGCCAGUGCAAAUAUUUUCUUCAACCUUUCUGCCAUACAAUGGUAGAAUUUCAA